This is a messenger RNA of Entelurus aequoreus (snake pipefish), 3349 nucleotides long. Its product is annotated as major intrinsically disordered Notch2-binding receptor 1-like. Lineage: Eukaryota; Metazoa; Chordata; Actinopteri; Syngnathiformes; Syngnathidae. The transcript has 5 exons. The record is from RefSeq and is a predicted model, not a curated record. The coding region runs from base 143 to 2389 and encodes 748 amino acids. Gene Ontology annotation, biological process: negative regulation of TOR signaling; negative regulation of cell population proliferation. Gene Ontology annotation, cellular component: plasma membrane.
UCGCAGCAUGUGGUCCUCGUGGGAGGUCUUCUCCUAGCUGCUUCCGAGGCGGAUCCACGCUCGGCGCGUGAACGCGCAUGGAGGCAGGCGUGCACUGAAGUCUUUUCUCUCCCUCCUCUCGGGUUCCCGCUGAGCAUCCACAAUGGAGGCCGGGCCAGAGCAGUUCCUGAGCCGGAUCCUGGAGGACCUGGACGCCCAGCGCGCCAACAUGUCCGACCAGGAGCUGUGCACGUCGCUGUGCACGCGCAUGGACCUGGUGCACCUGGCCAAGCUGCGCGCGCACCUCCACCGCGCGGCCAGCGUGGACCCGGACUUUCCCGCCACGCUCUUCCGGGACAAGAUGCGCGGCCCCGCCGAGGACGCGCAGUCCAAGCGGCGCGCGCUGGCGGCGGACAUCGUCACCAUGCUCCACCUGAUCCGCGCGCGCGGCGGGGGCGUGGCGGCGGCCGCCGCGCACGGAGUCAAGCGGCAGGUGCACGCGGAGGCCAGGCGCGCGCGUCACCACUACGAGCCCCCCGCCGCGCACCUCACUAACUCCCCCCGCCCGGAAGUGCACCGGACCUUCCUUCCAGCCUCCGAGCCCAACUUCCUGUUGGGAGUUGGCGGGGGCCACAGGGGGUGCCGAGCCUCCUCCUUGGACAAACUGCACCACCUGCCCCAGUACUCCCCCUCGCCUCCUUGCCGGCGAGUGCACGCGGGGCCUCCGCCUCCGCCUCCGCCUCCGCCGCCGCCGCCACCGCGCACGUGCAUGCAGAAGAGGAACAUCUUCAAGGAGGACUUCCACAAGAUGGCCUCCUUCGGCCCACAGGUCGCCGCGGCCGAGCGCGAGCAGGACGUCAGGAGGGCGCAGCCGCACUGCCACGUGCCCGCCCCUUUUUUCAACCGCAGCUUCGAGGUGGCGUACAGCAAGCCCUACUGCCCGCCCCCCUUCGGCGCCAACCUGCAGGAGGGCCGGCGGGUCAAGCACGAGAGCCUGGACGACCUCCAGGCGUCUACGUACUUCGGGCCGACCACCGUGUCCGAGUGCGUGAGCGGCAGGAAGGCGGGUCGCCAAGGCGGGAAGCGGGGGGCGUGGCCAGUGAAGAGCCUGAGCCUCAACGUGGAGGAGGGGCCUCACGGGCAAAAGCAGGCCAAUUUCCAUCGCCACGCCAGCGUCGUCGGCGCCAACGAGACUCGCUUCCAGAGCCCCAAGCGACCGGUGGCGUAUUCCGGCGUCCUCGCCAGCGACGCUGCGAAGACCAAGGAAGCCGCCGUGAUGGACAGGAAAGAGUCGGCCAAGAGGAUGUGGGACAAACGCAUCAACGGUCCGUCUUUUUAUGCGGCGGACGGCUCGGCGUGCAUCGGGACGCAAACGGAACACCCGAGAAAGGCGCCGCCGCGCGCCUUCAAGCACGCCGACGAGGAUCCGGAAAUGAUCCGCGACGACAUCAGCGACAUCUUCCGCUUCCUGGACGAGAUGAGCGUGUGCGACUCGCUGGGCGUGGUCCAGUCGUCGUGCUACGACAGCGCCGCCUCGCUGAGGUCGGAGGGCGACAGCUCGCCCGAGCGCAACACGGUCAAGCUGGCCAAGUCGCAGCUGGACCGCCUCCUGCGCUCGCUGGACAACACGGACGACGAGCUCAAGUCCAGCGUGUGCAAGCUGGUGGCGAGGAUCGGCGAGAUCGAGAGGAAGCUGGAGUCGCUGUCGGGCGUGCGCGGCGAGAUCUCGCAGGUCCUCUCCAAACUCAACAAGCUGGACCAGAAGAUCCAGGAGCCGGACGCCGCGCCCGCCUCCUCCCCGCCGGACGCCUCGCCGCGCGUCUUCCGCUGCCACACCCUCAACGUGGACGGCGACGCGAGGCCGGCGUCCCUGCGGAAGAACGCCUUCGCCAGGAUGUCGUCGCACUCGCUGGACGACGACUCCAAUGUGGUGGACGUCUCGCCGCGGGACUGGCGGACGCUGUCGUACUCGUGCCACCCCGACGCCGUCGACAAGGAGCGGGCCUGCCGUGCCAAAGAGGUGGACCAAUACGACUUCCCCGGGAUCAUCCGCCCCCUCAAGGGGACGAGGGAGUCCUACCUGUCGGAGCACCACCUGAGGCCGGCGGUCCCCGCCCACGCCAAAGGAAGUCCUCUGUAUUCGGGGCCGAGGCUCGGCGGGCCGUCCUGGACCGUGGAGGACUACAAACACAACUCAGGAGACGCUUUGGACCCGCAGGCGGAGUCGCUGAACCCGAACAAGCUGGAGUUCUGGAUGGAGGACGUGUACACGCCGGGCUACGACUCGCUGCUCAAGAGGAGGGAGGCGGAGUUCCGCAGGGCCAAGGCGUGCAAGAUCGGCGCUCUCAUCGCCGCCACCUUCAGCGUCAUCCUGGUCAUCGUGGUGCCCAUCUGCACCAUGAAGACGUAGCGUGGCGGGACAGGGAAACAGGAAGUAGCACAGCUGGCAAUUAGUCGUAGCCCGUGAACCCCCCCCGUUCUGAUCCUGGACUUGACCUCGGACCAGGGCAAACUGCACGAAUGUAUUAAUCACCUGGCCAGAGUCUGGAAUGUUCUUUGUCUGAUAGCAGAAUGUGUCUGUCUUCUGAUGGACCUGUCCAGGUUCUGAAUGUCAUAUUUACCUUCUGGAAUGUUCUCUGACUGGACUUCCUGUGACGGAAUGUUCCACAAUAAACUUCCUGUUGUGUCUUGGCGUGGUGUCCCGCGGCUGGCUGGCUGACGUCAGGUGAGUCCCCCGGAGGGUCCUAGAAUGUCACCAAGGUGGUUUUCCUUCCAGAUGCGGUGGUCACGUUAUUAAAUGUCUACCGCGACCUUUCCCAGACCUGCUUUACGGCUCCCCGAUGGACUUCCCCUCCAGCGAGCAGAUAAAUGUCAGCGCCGUCACGUCCCAGUAGGUCCUGAUGAACGCCUCCAAAGUUCAGCGUGACGACACAGAUGCAUGGGGGGCCUUUUUUUUUUUUUUUUUUUUUUUUUUUUUUUAACAAACUUGUUUUUGUUUUGCGGUUCGCCAUCUGGCUCCGCCCACGGGAGACCCCGCGGGCUACUUGGCGUCGCUCCCACAAACAGGUAGUGUUGAGACGGACCAGAACCGCUGACUGGACACGGAAUUUAUAGACGGCGGCGUCCUCCGGAGACUCCACGCCCACGCUCAUCAAUUAUUACUGAGAACCUUCUGUCCUACUUCAGCGGUCUUGGGACCCCCCCCCCCCGUGCUGCGCCUUCAAGCACGUUGACCCAAUUCAACGUGGCGACCACGGAGGUCCGAGGUUAACUGUGACGUCAUAGUCCGGUCCACACAGAACCACAUGACAGAGAGCAGGGUGAGGGAACUCCUCGCCCCAGAUGAUGAUGUCAUGAUCAGCCAAUCAGG